AUGAAGUACACCGCAGCAUUAAGCCUGGCCCUCGUGCCCGUCGUUCUCGGCAAGGCCAUCCGCAACGUCUACCCCGUCCGAAGCGAGCUGCAGAAGCCGGACAGCCACAUCCAGCGGAGCAAGGGCGCCAGCUCCGACUCGAGCUCGAGCAAGGGCUCCAGCUCAGGCGCCCUAGCCGGUGCCGGGUCCGAAGCCGGUCUCCUUGUCGAGGCCGGUCUGCUCCUCGGCUCGGGCAAGGAUAUUAUCAUCAUCUGGGCCAACGGCGGCGGCUCGGCCACCACCUCGACAAUCAACCAGGUCCAGACGGUGACGCAGACAGUGACGGCCGGUGCUGCCGCGACAGACAGCACUAAGACCAAGACCAAGGGUUCGGCAGCCGCCGCGACGACCGUGGCCAGCGCAGCGAUGACGACGCACUCCGUCACCGUCGGUGGCCCCAAGGGCCUCGUGUACGAGCCCGACAGCAUCACGGCCAACGUCGGUGACAUGGUUGUGUUCACGUUCCUCAGCCAAAACCACACGGUAACGCAGUCGAGCUUCGCGAAGCCGUGUGUGUCCCUGGUCGGCGGCAUGGACUCGGGCUUCCAGCCGAACAUCAACAAUAGCGUCACUCCGGCGCCCCAGGUCGCCAUGCAGGUGAUGGUGUCGACGCCUCUCUGGUUCUACUGUGCCCAGGUGAAGCACUGCGGUCUCGGCAUGGUCUUCUCCAUCAACCCCACCGCCAACAAGACCCAGGCCAUCUUCCAGGAGAUGGCCAUCGCCCAGAACGGCACCGGCACCGGCUCCGCCAUCACGGGCGGCUCCACCACGUCCAGCGCCGCUGUCGCCGGCAGCACGUCUUCUGCCGUCGCUGCUGGUGGUGCUGCUGCUGGCGGUGCUUCUGGUGCUGCUGCUGCUGGUAGUGCUGCUGCUGGCGGUGCUUCUGGUGCUGCUGCUGCUGGUAGUGCUGCUGCUGGCGGUGCUGCUGCCCCUUCGGAUGCGGCCACUGCUGCUGCUACCGCCACCAUUGCCAGCGUGGCUACGGCUGCCGGCAGUGCAGCCACUGGCGUCGUCACCGGCGUCGGCUCCACCAACUCCGACGGCUCGUGCUCGUGCGUCGUCCAGUGCGCCGCCGGCUCGUUCCCGGCUGCACAGGCACAAGGCCUCGGCGGCUUUGGCGGCUUCGCCGGCGGCAUGCCGUCUGUCGCAGCGCUCAGAUGA
Molecule: messenger RNA, 1200 nt
Organism: Grosmannia clavigera kw1407
Lineage: Eukaryota; Fungi; Ascomycota; Sordariomycetes; Ophiostomatales; Ophiostomataceae
Product: serine-threonine rich protein
Exons: 2
Coding region: 1-1200 (399 amino acids)
Source: RefSeq, a predicted model, not a curated record